This is a messenger RNA of Bursaphelenchus xylophilus (pine wood nematode), 1453 nucleotides long. NCBI's taxonomy places the organism in Eukaryota, Metazoa, Nematoda, Chromadorea, Rhabditida, Aphelenchoididae. The record is from the annotation of a GenBank genome assembly.
AUGAAUGUGCUAUUCCUCUAUACGGUCGCUUCUCUGGUCGCAUCGGCCGAGUGCAUAGCAAAGUUUGGUGUUUUUCUGCAAGAGUUGAAACCAUCGCAGAGAGAGGCUUUUCGGCUGAUUGUCAAAGAAAAUCUCGGCAAGCCAAAGAGCCAGCUGCGAAGGGAUCUCGACAAGUUUGUGCUGACCGUUCCGACGCCGCUUCAAGAACUGUUCAACUUGCAGCGACAAGCCAUCCAACACAGAUCAAACACCCUUAAGGCAGCGGAGAAAAUACAAUUUUUAAGUCCGCAAGCUGAAGUUAUUUUUAAGCAAAUUGUCGACUACCAUGAUGACAACAACUUAUCCGUUGUGUCGACGUUGCUGAAGACACGGCACCUUAUUGAACAAACGAAUCAAAGCUUGGUCAAUGAGCUUGAAGACUUAGUUUCAUUUCAAGACGUUUACUCGUUUUUUUGAACGUCUCAAAUUUUGUUUUUCUUUUUGGGGUUGAAAUAAACAUACAUAUUUUAAGGUUCAGAAUUAUUUGUAUUUAACAAAAAAGUCUGAAUUAUUUGUAUUUAACAAAACAAUAUGUGUCGACGACACGUUGACCAACCGGACAGACAAAUAUGAGUUUGGGAAAACUAUUAUACAAGGUAAGUGCUCCUAUAUAGUGUGACAUUCGCCGGCGGAAGCCGUUUUGGAUGGUUGGCGAACGCUUGGACCCAAUAGGGUCCAUUUUCAUCAGCCUACACAAAACUCACGUCGAUGACUAAUUAAACUAUUUUAGGAACAAUCCAGCGGGUGUGAAAUCGCGAUAAAAAUGUAGCCCAUAAGGGCAGACAAUCAACGGCUGCUCAAACGAAUUUUUGUAGUGUUAGGUUCGCCGAGAUUGCCGAAAAAUUUUCCACAACACGUAGCUGUAUGUAUUUAACCAGGUGCGGAGAAUUUGCAAGUUCUAUGAAAAGAUUAACGCUAGGUCACAGCGGACAGUUUGAGUAUAAAAUGGAGAUGAACUUCCGUCAAUUCAUUAUUCAUUUGUGCCCGAUCAACUGUCUUCUCGGUAAGUUCGAAGGAGAAAAUGUCGUAGAAAAUCUUGUAGCCAUCCAAAAGUUGUCCUCUAUGUAAACGUUUCCUUUUAUAGCAGUUGCGUUGCAAGAGCUAAAAAGUUUAAUUAAAGUAAAGUGUUUCACUUUUUAGCGCCAUGAAGUACCAAAUCCUCAUCAUCCUGGCCGUCGCCGGCCUUGUCGUCGCCGGUCCUUUCCAGCAACUCAAAGCCAAACUCAACCCGCAGCAGAAAGAACAGCUGAAAAAACUGGUCAAGGACGACGAAGACCAGCCCGAUGACAAGAAGCAACAGGACUUUGAAGACUUCUUGGACGGACUUGACAUCCCGGAGCAGUUGAAGGAGAUGUUCGCAAAGCACAAGAAGAUCAUUGACGAUCUGUUCGAAGAGGCCGAAAAGGAUUUAUAA